CUCUUCCUCACCCAUCCUCACACUCCACGUCGAACCACAUCCAUCUCUUCCAAGGCUUGGGUAGAGUCAUGGCUGCGGCUACUUCACCACCUGCUGCCGGCAAGCAGCUGCCAACAAGCGCCUCCGAAGCGGCAUUGGCAGCGGCCACCUCUGCGACGCACCCCAAUGACCGCUUCGCCGGCGUGUCUCCUCACACUUUGCCGCCCUCCAUCCUGCGCCUCCUCUCCCUGUCCAGCCCCAUCAUCAAUGGUCUCCACGACUUCAUCCAGCUCGCCACAUGGACUGGACCAUCAGGAGGGGGAACGCGCUCCACGCUCAUGCUCUUGGUCUGGACGGCCAUCUGCCUCUUCGCCUACCCGCUCCUUCGGUACGCCCCUCAGCUGAUCUUACUCUCCGUCAUUCUCUGCUCGGCGAUACCCAACAUGCUACUUCCGCCAUCGUCUCGUCGCAAAGCCAAGGCAACAGGGACGAUAGGCUCCGUGCCCACGUUUGCGGUACAGACCCUGACGCAGGCACAGACGCAGAAGCAGCUACAGAAGGUCUCUGACAUUCUCGACGUCUCCUCGACGCUGCACGCCCGACUCGUAUUGCCGACAUGGCAAGCGCUCACCUGGCAACACCCCAGUGGGCCUGGCGUGACCAUUGGUGUCGCUGUGCUCUGCCUUACGCUGGGCUCGCUUUGGACUAUCUGCUUCGCUGAUUGGCCUGCAGCCUGGGGACAGGUGAUUCAGGUCCUCCCUUUGCAACAGACCUAUCGCCUGGGCGGGCGGGGUGCGUUCAUCGCCGCCAACUUUGGCAGAGAUACAUACGUUUCGAAGUUGCAGGCUCGACUUCCUCCGCAGGUCGACCAGGCCCUCCUGAAGACAGUGGGCUUUUUGAGACUCGUCAACUCGCGCGUACUCUCCAGGGUCCUUCCCUCUUCUCUGCGCAUUACGGUCUUUCCGCCUUUCCCGCUCUUCUCUCUGAGGCUUUCUCACGUCGCUCUGACAUUUGGCCUGGUCGCCCUCUCGUGGUGCUCAACGUACGCGACCUUGGUGCGCUACGCCCUCUGGAAGAGUGCCACCGUUCGCUGGACCGUCCGGGCUGUGUUGAGAAUCACCUCUGCAGGCUACCUGGGAGGCCAAGCAGGAUCCGAUCUCUCUAGAUACAACCUUAGCACGGCAGGAGCACCAGGCUCUGGAAGUUUCGCCAACAAAUCUUCCUCCAAGUCCCAAGUUCGCACCAAUACCGUUCACUACCGCUUCGAGAUCUUUGAAAAUCAGCGGUGGUGGGUUGGUUUGGACUGGACGGCCGCGUUGCUACCUCAGGAGCGCGCUUCAUGGACAGACUCCAGCCUUGGCCCGGUCAGUCCACCCGCUAGCUUUACGCUUCCUGCGGAAAGUGUGUCUACGAGGCAGACGGAAGGGGGCAAGUGGGAAAAGCGUACAGUCAAGUGGAGCUGGGACGAAGACGAGUGGCAUGUGGUGGUCGGCGAGGGAGGCAGGAUGGUCCUAGGUGAUGGUACUGGCGAGGCAACCCCUACUGCCUCUGCCGCUGGCUCUCCAAGAGGGCCUUCGGGCGCCCUACCAGCAUCGCCUAGUGGUGCUCCUACGCUCUUCUCUUCCUUCAAAAGAAGGGCUUCUGAAGCCUCUGCAACCUCUUCCGACAAGCCAAGCGAGGACCCCCACCUCACCUCUCCCCCAUCUCCGUUCAACGAGCAGCGUCGUCUCUCGUCUUUCGAAGAGGGCGAGGUGGAGGAAGAAACAGACAGCAGCGGUUGGCGGUACGGCGACAACUCCUGGGAGAAGAUGGGCUCAAAGAGUGGCAUGGGCAAGUACACGCGAAGGAGGAGAUGGGUGCGCAGGGCUCUCAUGGAGGAGAAGGUAGAGAUCGUCGAUGCUCCGCCUGCCGCCCCUGCUGCUAACAGCAGCGCCAGUGCCACGAGCGGUACCGCUGGAGAAACGAGCACGAAGCUGGGCAAUGCAGAGCCUAAGCUCGGAGACGAGAGUGUCGAGUCCCUCGCAAAGAAUACGAAUACCUCCGAAAAGGGUCUCGGGCUAGCCAUCGGCACUCCUCCUUCCCCCUCACCCUCUCCAGACUCAAGAUCGCGCUCGACGUCGACAGCGACGCUCAACCCCUCUACAUCUGCCACUAUCUCUCAAUCCAGCGAUGCUCGCAGCCCUUCUCCAACUUCUCGCGCUGCGGGUACAGGGCCAUCGAUGAGCACCAUUGGAGUGGGACUUGGAAGCCCAAAAGUCGAUUUUAAGACUAGAUUGAAUAAUGCUGGCAAGGGAGGGACUGGUAGUGGACACUGAAGCCGAGGAGAGGAUAGGGGGAGAGAAAGAGAUAAGAUGGCUAGGUUGUCAUUGUCAUGGCAGGGGCAUCUGGACUUGAUGGGGCGCUUCUCGUGUAAACCCCGAGUUAAUCAUUCACCCUCAGCUGGGGGAGCGAGCGAGCGACUCAUCUCACCCAAUACAAAACAACACACUGCACACUCUUGUCUGAGAC
This is a messenger RNA of Microstroma glucosiphilum, 2487 nucleotides long. RefSeq lists its product as hypothetical. NCBI's taxonomy places the organism in Eukaryota, Fungi, Basidiomycota, Exobasidiomycetes, Microstromatales, Microstromataceae. Gene Ontology annotation, biological process: peroxisome organization. Bases 69 to 2294 code for a protein of 741 amino acids. Gene Ontology annotation, cellular component: peroxisomal membrane. The record is from RefSeq and is a predicted model, not a curated record. The transcript has a single exon.